Zootermopsis nevadensis is the source of this 2381-nucleotide messenger RNA. RefSeq lists its product as uncharacterized. NCBI's taxonomy places the organism in Eukaryota, Metazoa, Arthropoda, Insecta, Blattodea, Termopsidae. The record is from RefSeq and is a predicted model, not a curated record. Gene Ontology annotation, cellular component: cytoplasm; plasma membrane.
UUCAGCAGAGCUCACUUCUUGGACUACUGGAAUGGAAGCAAGAUUACUUGCGCACUUCAUAUGGUUGUGUUCGCACAAAAACGUGUAGGUUUACGUAAGAAUGUGUGAACAAACGCAUAAGUAACUCAUUUUUUCUAAUCAAUCAAAGACUGUGAGCGUUAUUACACUUUGCAUUGACGAAUUCAUGGACAAAUAUGGAUUCGACUGAAAGCACAUUACAAGACGUACUGGAUGACUUGGGGCGGUUUCUUGGAGAGACCCUGGUCGGAGAGCCUCUCUCGCCGAGGGCGGAAGUACAGCGGGCUGGGCUUCUGCAGCGCCUGGAACCUCACAUUCGGCGGUCCGGUGGAGACGUCGUGUCACUUACCAAAAUGACCCCACAGCACACUGACACAAAAAGUAUGAAUGGUAACAUAGAAGAAAACUAUGAGGAAAUACCAGCAGCUGCAGCUGCAGCCAGCCAAUCACGAUCUUCCUCGUCUAAUUCUAUAAAACUUGAAGACACUUUUAAAGUGAAUCUUCCCUUUAAAACACUUCAAAAUAUAACAGUCAAAUAUGGACCAUUGUGGCGAAAAGAGAAAGUUGUUUUCUUAGACCAGUGGCGAAAAUCUUGGACAGGGCUCUAUGGACAUUUUCUACUUAUGUACUAUACACAGCGUGAUGUUAGACCAUACGAUCACGUGAAUGUACAAGGUUUCGUGGCUCGUCCUGCACCCAACUGUAACAAGGAUCUCAAGAGGAAAGAUGCAACUUUUGAGAUUGUGUGUCCAGGGAAAAGAGAUUACCAGUUUUCUGCACGGACUGCAAAAGAUAUGCACCAAUGGGUGACUGCUAUUUGUCAGGUGAGCAUUCAGCAUAUCCAGACUUCAAUUCCCCAACUUCAUACAGUUCCUCCACUUCCACAUCAUACUCUGGACAAAUCUGUUCUAAGAAGUGCAAAGGAUGUUCCUGCACAUGUUGAAAGUGACAUCGAAACUUAUGAUGAUGUUAGCUCAGUAAUUGAAUGUAAUAAAGGGAGUGAACUCAUUUAUGAAUUGGCACAACCUUAUGAAGAUGACUUUUAUAAUUACAUACCAGAUAUUUACCAAAGAAAUUCAAGAUUGGAAUUAAAGCCUGAUGCUGAGGUAAAAUCUGCAGAAAAAUGUCCUCCAUUACCUCCUCGACAACCUGUACGCACUGUUCCUCGGGAUGAUUUGUCAGAUCAGGAAUCAGUAUAUGAUGAUGCCGGUGAUCUAAAUCAACGCAAUGGAUACUCCAACAUGGCAGAUAUGCAUGUAGGAGGGAAACAUAUAGAGGUACAGUCAGAUAUGAAUGUGUUAAGUGAAAAAGAAAUGCAUACAAAGGCACAGCCAAGCAUAAGUGUAAAACAUACAAAAGUACAGUCUCAACAAUCUAUGAAACCUGAAGUGCAAUAUGAUGAUAAUGAAGAAGAAGAAAUUUAUGAUGAGAUUGGAGUUCCUGAAGAACCCCCCAAGGAAAUGAAACCACCAGUUUUAAAACAGAAAUAUUCUGUGGGUAAUGGAAGUUGUAUUCAGAACCUUAUCAAACAACUUGAGGCAUCUUUUCCCAAAGGAAACCUGCCUAUAGGUGCCCACCACCCGGACUCUCAAAUAUCAAAUAAAAUCCAGCUAAAUACCCUUCCAAAAUCAGUGAGAAACAGUGGGGAACACAGGAUCUCCCAAAUUACAACAACCAAACCUAAACCAAAUACAAGGGACCUGCACAAAACUAUGAAAAUCACAGAGAACAUUACAUUCUCUUCUUCUCAGGCUCCACAAACACCAGAACUUCAACCUCGUUCUUAUCUCAAGCAAUAGCAGCUUCAUGGCUGCUUAUGUUACUGGAUCAAAGCUCGACUAUUGGUAGUUGUGCAGAUCUCACUGGCCUCUUAUAUUUCUAAAUACGUCUUAUUUCUUACAAAAGAGUAUACGUUAAAUAAAACAUUAACGUUGGAUAUAUAUUUAUUUAAUUCCAAUGGCGAAAUUAAAAAAUUACCACAUGGAAUUAAAGUUGUGAAUAAUGUAAUAUAUAUCCUGAAACCAGUAAUACUGUAUAGCUUGACCUUCCUGUAACAUGAAUUCACAAUACGUCCUCUUUCUUACUUCCGUCUUCCAUCCACAUGAGGUGUAACAGCCGGGUCAAUAAGGCGACGUCAUUGUGGACUGGAUGACAAUAGUUUGUAGCGUGAAUCUGACAACUUUCACCUUUAUCUAAUUUCAAAUUUAAGAUGGGAUGUAUGAAAUCAGAUUGAUCAUUCUACAUUAAACUAUAAUCAACUGUUCAGAAAAUAUUAAUGUAUUCAUUUUAUGUUAAACCUUACUAUGUAUUUAUAUUAUAGCCUGUACAAUACAUAUUCAAUAAAUAUUAUAAACUUUAAUAUA